Lepus europaeus (European hare) is the source of this 620-nucleotide messenger RNA. It is a transcript of the gene TTR, whose product is annotated as transthyretin. NCBI's taxonomy places the organism in Eukaryota, Metazoa, Chordata, Mammalia, Lagomorpha, Leporidae. Gene Ontology annotation, biological process: purine nucleobase metabolic process. Bases 45 to 488 code for a protein of 147 amino acids. The transcript has 4 exons. Gene Ontology annotation, molecular function: thyroid hormone binding. The record is from RefSeq and is a predicted model, not a curated record.
CAAGCUGGGAGCAGCCAUCACAGAAACCCACUGGCUCUUGAAGGAUGGCUUCUCAGCAUCUCCUCCUCCUUUGCCUCGCUGGACUGGUAUUUGUGUCUGAGGCUGGCCCUGUGGGCACUGGUGACAGCAAGUGUCCUCUGAUGGUCAAAGUCCUAGAUGCUGUCCGAGGCAGUCCUGCAGUUGACGUGUCUGUGCACGUGUACAAAAAGGCUGCUGAUGAGACCUGGGAGUCCUUUGCCUCUGGGAAAACCAGUAAGACUGGAGAGCUCCACGGGCUCACAACUAGUGAGAAGUUUGUAGAAGGGGUAUACAAAGUGGAAUUAGACACCAAAUCGUACUGGAAGGCACUUGGCAUCUCCCCAUUCCAUGAAUAUGCAGAGGUGGUGUUCACAGCUAACGACUCUGGCCACCGCAGCUACACCAUCGCCGCUCUGCUCAGUCCCUUCUCUUAUUCCACCACCGCCGUCGUCAGCAACCCCCAGGAAUGAGGGACCUGGAGGAAGAGGCAUGGAAGUUCAUGUAACCACUAGUGUUUCCUUUUUACAAAAGCAGUGUUUUCAUGUUAUAAGCUAUGUUAGAUACUCGGGCAGAGACAAUAAAACGUUUCUGUUAAAGCACCA